AUGGCCAGCGUGGAGACGAUGGAGCCGUCCAUGUCCAAGGUUGUGAAAUCCUUGGAGAACAAGAUGGAGCUGUUGCUGGCGCAGUUCCAAGCAUUCACCCAGACGCAGGAAACCCAGCAUGAGGAGGUGCUGCUCCUGAUCAAAGGGCCCAGGUUCUCGAGGCUCAGCAAGUCCAGCAGAGAAUCCGGGCAGGCGUUCGCAACGGUCGUUUGCAAUAGCAGCCACGAUGUGCUGCGCAGUGACGAGGAGGUAAACGCCAAGAAGUCUUUGAAAGUGCCACCGCCACUGUGGGGAAGGAUGAACAGUGCUCUCAGCCGCGCGGAGAAUGACAUCUCUGGCUGGGUGGGAGAGGUGAAGAACCGCCAAGACAUGGAGUCGAAGAAGAGCGCCAAGGUGAAAGAUGUUGCGUCCGAGUUCAGACACACGAUAAGCGUCGUGCCCAGCGUCCUCGACAUGCAGGCAGCCUUUGAGCACUGCGUGGCCUCCAACCGGAGCCCGAAGUCGGAGUGUCAGCGCACCCCGGAGGACCCCAGGCCCAGCCCUCCAGAAGAACCACAGCUUCCCCUGAUCGGCAGCAUACCUGCAACUGAGAAGAUCAAGGACACCGACAGCCCUCGCCGCGACAGCUGUCGGUGCCGGGACACCACCGACAGCCCCCGGUGGCGAGAGGGGCAGGAGAUAGAGAACAUGAUGAGCCUCAGUAAGAGAUCCCACACCCACAUCAUGGACCUGUACAGCCAGCCCUACGAGUCGUCCACCGAGCCCCUAGACUGCGGAGUGUACCAGGACCUGGGCUGCCGUAUCUCCGUGAAUCUCCCUCGCUUUGCCCUUGGUGUGCCUGUGCUCCUGGCGGCGCUGGCCACUUUUUUGCAUCUCUACUGCUGGCCCUUGGGCUGUGCCUAUGGGUCUGGGCACGCCUUCACCACGGUGGCGUCUGCAGUGUUUAGCCUCUUCGCGGUGGCGUGCCUCUACUUCCUGAGGCACGCCAUCCUUUCGCCCGACAUGGCUUUGGCAGUGAAAAAGCUACAGCUGUUUUUGGACAGCUUCACGACACCCUGGGCCAGGCGUUGCCGACAGGAGCAGCGCAGGAGUUUGGUGGUUUGGCUGAUACUUCUGCUCACCUUUGUGUCGGAACAGGUCUGCGAGGCGUACCGGGCGGCGCCGGGCUCAAUGGACGAGCAGCACUUAAGGGUGAUCGUGAUCAGCUUGUCAGCGCUGAGCUUCGCACUCUCCAGCGGUAUGGUGGUCUUGGUGGCCUACGUGCAGCAACAUUUUUUGCUGGGCCUGGACACGUCUGUGGAUUGCUGGUGCUGCAGCUUGCUGGAGGAGCCUGACUUCAGCCUGGGUGUGGACAGCUGGAACUGCCUGCAGGCCCUGCUGAAGUGCAUCGGCCGAGAGCUUGCCAGCAGCUUUCUGGCGGUUCAAGUCCUGGGUGCAGGAGGCUUCAUCUACCUUCUGGCCAGCACUGUCACGGCUCUCUUCCAGCAUGGCCUCGACAUGGAGAUGCUGCUGCCGGAAGGCUUGAAGUUGCUGCCUCUACUCGUUUACUUCAUGCUGGAGAUGCGGGUCUUCUCAAGGGGGGCCUCAUUGACGCAGAAGUGCCGCGUGGUGCCGUCCUUUGUCAACCAAAUCCCUUCAGCCACCUUGCUGGACACGGAGCGCCAGUACUUAGUCCGCUUCGUGGAGGAUAGCUCCGCGGGCUUCCAGGUGAGAGAUGUGCAGCUCACCCCGGAGAUGUUUCUGAAGAUCUUCAUUUUCUUCGGAGGCUUGGUCUCAGGCUUGAUCGGCAUACUCUCUCGCGUGUCGCUUUCCUGA
Messenger RNA from Effrenium voratum, 1815 nucleotides. The record is from the annotation of a GenBank genome assembly. NCBI's taxonomy places the organism in Eukaryota, Dinophyceae, Suessiales, Symbiodiniaceae.